Messenger RNA from Dermacentor silvarum, 4229 nucleotides. RefSeq lists its product as uncharacterized. The transcript is spliced from 6 exons. The record is from RefSeq and is a predicted model, not a curated record. Gene Ontology annotation, cellular component: membrane. Gene Ontology annotation, molecular function: protein binding. NCBI's taxonomy places the organism in Eukaryota, Metazoa, Arthropoda, Arachnida, Ixodida, Ixodidae. Bases 319 to 2352 code for a protein of 677 amino acids.
GACGCCACCUCUCAGAUGCAAAGAGAAACGAACAAGACGCCAUUUGGGAAAGGGAUCGAGUCGAGGAAUCAGCAGAGAAACUUUUUCCUUGGACAUGGAGCGGAUACGUUUGCCGAUCCUGCUACAAAGUCUCCUACAUCCUUAAACAAGUGUCGUCGUGUGAUCCCUGUCGAAGUUUUUCGCACAACCUCUCGUGCUAGUUAUGACGGGACGUCUCUCCGCGCGGACUGUUUACGGAACGGAGUUGAUUAACCGGACCGUCUCCUCGGAAACUUGCCAACCUCGGGACUAGACCUCGGAAAACAGUGAGCGGCCGUGAUGAUGGAUGGCCUGCCCCUACCAGGAGGCUGUGUGGACAGGCGGGGCACCCCUGUUGAGCAUGGUGACCGGUACACACCCGAGGGCAAGGACCCCUGUGAGCAGUGCACCUGCCAGCGUGGACGGCCAGACUCCUGCUCCAUCACUUCUUGCUACCCGCCAGCCCACUGCCAUCAGCCGUACCUUAGGGGCUCGGGCGAGUGCUGCGACUAUGCCUGCAACGGCACCACGCUUGGUUCACCUGAUGGAGCAGAUGUGCAGAGUGCCACUACCCUGGGCCUUCGGAUGGUGGCCAGCACGGUGGCAUCGUUUCUCAUUGUGGCUCUGCUGCUGUUCAUGAUCCAUCGACUCCGCAAGAGGCGCCUGCUGGUCAUGAUACGAAGGCUGAAUGGGUGUCGGGCAGCGGCCAGCCUGGAAGAGGCCUGCCUGGCGCGGCAGCUGGCACUUGAAGAACAGGGCGUGGGCUUCCUGGGUGGCUUCUGCCCUGACCCUCCUCCUCCGUAUACCUUCUGGAAGCCCCCAGAGGCUUAUGUGCCCCCUGGAGAGGCCCCACCUCCUUACGAUGCUCCUCCUGCACUACUCGACCGACAGCAGCAGCAGCUGGAAGUCGCGCCCAACUCUGCCGAGCCAUUGCCACGUGUUGCGUCGGCCACGCCUCCGUUGCUGUGUGGAGGCUCGUCAACCAGCAGCGAAGCAGGGGAGCUGCCUCAACAGCAACGAGCAAUUCGCUCAGAUGCAUACUAUGAGGAUGGGUUACGACACGUGACGGUUGUGCUCGUCGGGGACCAAGCAGCACGCAGGCGACUGUCACACUGCGAGCCAUCCGUUCGACACCUGGUUCAAGACGGCGACAAGCGGCUAAGCUUGCAGGGCCCUCCUUCAAGUCAAAACAACAAUGUGUACCCUGACCCAACUUCCUGGGGUGGGGAAGGUGAAGAAGGAGGAAGUGAGACGAGUUCAAGCUGCACUGCUAGCGUUGACGACCGUCAAGGUGCAUUCAGUCCUACCAGUAGCGAGUCCAGUGCUUCCGCAGAUGCCCCGGAAGUCGACCAAGUUCCACAGCCAGCAGCCGCUGCUGCCGCGGACCCACCCAGGGCGAGGCAUCCCUUAGACAGGACGCUGCAAAGGUUAAAACGCUUUUCUAUGCCAAAGCGCAAGGUUUCCAAGAAGGCCCCCGCAGCUGGAGCAUCGUCGUCGGCCGAAGGCAUCGCAACGUCUUGCUGUCUCGGCCACAGCUCGGGCAUGGAGUCGGACAAGAGCCGAACCAGGGAAUCCAAGGCUGCGAGUUCUUCCCCACAGGGUAUUCAACAGCUGCCUGAAAGCAGUGGUGGCCUCGAACGACUGUCUGCUCUGCCACCAGAAGCGCGGCACUCUUCCGCUGCGUGCCAGGAGAGUGCAGAAGACAAGGCCACAAGAAAGAAAACGAGCAAAAGAAAGCUGUUCUCACUCCCCUCGUGGGACAGCUCAGUUUUGCGGAGAGUGCCGGAAGGCCGCAGCGAAGUGCGUGAUCUAUCAGGAGCCCACAUUGCAUCGGAAGCAGCUGCGCCCACUGCGGGGAUGGUGAGGGACGUGGUGCGGCCCUGCUCCCUAGACCUUCCAACGGCCACGUCGACGCCCAAGAAUCUUAACUCUGCCUGCCCUGUGGUCAUCACAGUCAAGUGCAGGCCCGUGAGGACAGAACAGCCCAGUAAUGGUUUGUCGAAUCACCAGGCAGAGUCGCCUCGUUCUUCUUCGUCGGCAUCUGCCUCCUCAAAAACGAACAAACAGCGGACAACGGAGAUUACUGGUGCAGAACCGAAGCCAAACGGCUCAGUGACUGUGCAGUCGUACGUGGAGGCAGUGCACACCAUUCCACGACAGAGUGUCGCGAGGCAGGUGGCUCGGCUGGAGGCGCAGGGUUUCCGGCCACCUGAUGCUUCGUGCACCUUGCAGAAGCACUGCCGUAGUGCGUCACAUGACAGUCGGUGCCAGGAACGGCAACACUGUAAAGCACGUGAAGGACAAUCGACCUCACACCCAGCUGCUCCCUUUUGAGUGCGCGGUCUCUCAUUCACCCACAGAGAUUGGAGGACUGAUCAGUGAUGGUGUUCCUUCCUUGUAUGAAAUAAACUGAUAGCUUUUUAGUGUAGGAAAUGUCGUAGGAGCAGUGAGUAGGCGUAAGCAAUUCUAGAUACCCAAGAUUUGUGUGAGUCAUGUGUGUGGUACUUGAAGUGAAUGCUCAAGCAAGUUAUUUGUACCGGUGUGACGCUUUGGCUAAUAAUCAAGAAAGUUCGAGCUUAAGUGGUGAUGCAAAAGGCCAUUUUGUAUGCGUGGAGGAUAUCAAGGUGCUAAACUGCUAGCUUUAAACAUCAGGGGUACUGAGGGGCUUAAUAUUUAGUAGCAACUAUGUGAAGUCAAGCAGUACAAGAGGAAUGAACAUUGAAAAAAAAAAAAUUGAACUAUAAAAUUAAUAACUCAUAAUUAAAUUUACCAUAAGCUUAAUUAUGAACACAAGGUUGUCUUCUCUUUCUUUUUUCUUCCUCACUUCCAUUAUUGUAAAUUUUAGGUAUAUCUCAAGUUUAAUUGUCAUUUGCUAGCAAUUUCACUGUUAAAUAAGAAAUGUUAUUUUCCCCAGUGCUUUCCUUGGUUUCAUUGUCUGUUGGCUUCAUACAGUUAUAAACUAGUUUUUUUUGUCCAUGUUGCUAACUACAUUUAAAAAGCUAAUGUAAAAGCAGCAAGACUGAUGCUACAUAUUCGGGAAAUAUAAUUUUAUCUUCCUGUGCUUGAAUCUUUAUUGUUUCAUAACAUGAUAAGUGGGAUAUUUCUUUUUUUUUUAUGACUAUAUGCCACAUACAAAUGUUCAAGAAAUGGGACCAGAGUUUUGAUUGCCUAUUUGUAUUUUAAUGUUGUGGCAGGAAUGUUUUAUUUCAUUGCAUUAUGCGAAACUUGCAUCUGCCAAUUUAGCUACUUAUCAAAUUGAAGUAAAUGAUCAUCAUUGGUUAACUUUUUUUUUCGAAACGGGAUCUGGGCUGGGAUAAUGUAAAGCUAUUGCAAUAUGUUUUUAUUACAAAUCCGCCAUUAGCCCUCUGUGAGAGGUCGAAAGGCUUGGGCUUCACUUGGGUGUAGCGCUCGAUCACAUGGGCGGAGCCCGAGCCAUUUUGAACUAUCAGAGAGGGCUAAUUUUGGAGUUGGAUAAAAACAGAUAGGAAUAGUUUUACAUUAUUAUUCUGGCACUGAAUACAACCUAUUUCGUGGGUGUUAACAUUGCCAAUGCCGUGCUGUGAAUCUAGUUUUCUUUUCAUCAACAUUGGUUAGCUUUUGGAGGUGACAAGAAUGUUUCCGUUCAACAAGGUGUGGAGCAGAAAGGUGCAUCUAUGUAGGGUGACAGUGCUAGUUAGUGUAUAUGUGUGCAUUUUGUGAGAUGGUGUUCAUUGACUGCUAAUUUCCUACUUCAUAUUUAUUAAGCUACAAUUGUACGCUCAACAUGCCAUAGGUUCCCUUCAGUGAGUGCAAAAAUGCCUAUGUGGUCUUUCGAGGAGAUCAAAUGGGAGGAUAUCAAAUGUAUGGUGAUAUUGCACAUCUUCAGGCAACUUGUACCUGCAGACCAGCUCCAGUCCACUAAUUUGCUUUUACAAGAGCUUCUGUGUCUGCAAAAAAACUAUGCAUGCAAAGAAAACAGUACUGCAGUCAUGGCAGCCCACUUAUCACAUUUUUAUUAAUUGCUCAAGCUAAGUAAUGUUUUAUGGUUCACUUGCAUAAUGCUGGCAAGCGAAGUUGAAAAAUAAUAAAAUUUUAUAACUCGUGUCUGACGUUCACCAAUGUGGAAAAAUGAGAACUACUUUUAUGUAAGCGCAAUAGGAAGGCUUCAAAUGAUGAAAUCUUUUUUUUUUUAGCAUUCAUAAUCUGUUGCAUCCAAUAAAUGUCGAGCAAUU